AUGAAUACUAAAAAUCAGAGAAUCCCAAAAUUUGUGAGCAAAUUGAUUGAAAUAUUAGAUGUAAUCCAAUUAAAAAUAUAUAAAAUAGAAUUAAUCUUAUACAGAAAUAAUUAGUUUUGAUGAAAAAGGCGAUGGUAUUAUUAUCCAUCAAUAGGAACUCUUUGAAAAUAAGAUUCUCUUAAACUAUUUUAAGCAUAAUCAUAUUGAUUCAUUUACUCGAUAAAUGAAUAACUACGGUUUUAAACGAGUGAAGAAUCAAUAAGGGAAGUAUGAAUUUAAAAAUCCAUUCUUCUAGAAAAAUAAUAAGUAUUCAUUUCUUUAAUAUUCCACUUAGAAAUAUGAUUCAUUUAGUGAUGAAAAAGAAACAAGAAAAAAUACAAAUAAUAUCACAAUUCUUAGCACUAAAAUCAGAGUUAAACUAAUUCUCAUAAGAAUUAGACUAAUUUAAUUUUUUCGCCUCUUCUGUAUUACUUUAAAUUAUUUAAGUAUUAAUAAAGCUAAUCUAUUUUAACAGAAUCUUAAAAUAAAGCUAAAUUAGAGAUGAUAUCAAUCUCAUAAAAGAAUCUUGAGAUGGAAUAAAUGUUAAGCUAUUUAAUUUAUGAAAAAAAAAAUGGUAUUGAAUUGAAUUGA
Messenger RNA from Paramecium primaurelia, 630 nucleotides. NCBI's taxonomy places the organism in Eukaryota, Ciliophora, Oligohymenophorea, Peniculida, Parameciidae. The record is from the annotation of a GenBank genome assembly.